Molecule: messenger RNA, 939 nt
Organism: Trichoplax adhaerens
Lineage: Eukaryota; Metazoa; Placozoa; Uniplacotomia; Trichoplacea; Trichoplacidae
Exons: 7
Coding region: 1-939 (312 amino acids)
Biological process (GO): signal transduction; G1/S transition of mitotic cell cycle; regulation of G2/M transition of mitotic cell cycle
Cellular component (GO): cytoplasm; nucleus; cyclin-dependent protein kinase holoenzyme complex
Molecular function (GO): cyclin-dependent protein serine/threonine kinase activity; ATP binding; cyclin binding
Source: RefSeq, a predicted model, not a curated record
AUGGAAAACUACGUACAAGUUACCGAAAUUGCUAAUGGUGCUUAUGGCCGAGUCUACAAAGCUCGUGAUUUGAACCAUAAUCGAUUGGUUGCUUUAAAAAAGAUAGCGGUCAUUAAUGAUGAGCAGGGUAUUCCCAUUUCUACCAUUCGUGAAAUAACCUCUUUGAAAUCGUUACAAUCAUUCGGCCAUCAAAAUAUUGUGAGGCUCUAUGAUAUCUUUGCAAACUAUACAGUUGAUCGACGAACUAUGGAUUUAACGUUAGUAUUUGAACAUGUUGAACAAGAUUUACAAACAUAUAUAAGAAAUUGCCCUUCAGCUGGCAUUGACACACGUAAAAUUAAGGACAUCAUUUAUCAGAUAGUUAAUGCUAUCGAUUUUCUACAUGCUAAUCGAAUAGUCCAUCGUGAUUUGAAACCACAAAAUGUCCUCAUUAGUCGACAAGGAAUUGUUAAAGUCGCAGAUUUUGGCUUAGCUAAAGUAUUUUGUGAAAAUGUGCCAAUAACUUCUGUGGUAGUAACGCUAUGGUAUCGAUGUCCUGAAGUACUCUUGCAAUCGACGUAUGCGACUCCUGUAGAUAUGUGGAGUGUUGGAUGUAUUAUGGCAGAAUUAUACCUUAGAGAGCCUUUAUUUUGCGGUCAGACUGACAUUGACCAAUUGCAGAAAAUAUUUAGCAUGACUGGAUUGCCUGAUGAAUCUGAGUGGCCAGUAAACAUUCCUUUUUCCCGAAGUACAUUUUGUCAGUAUACGCGUAGACCGGUUCAGUAUAGUGAAAUGAUGCCUGAAAUUUGCCAGGAUGGAGUCGAUUUAUUACAGAAAUUACUUAAAUUCAAUCCUAAGGAAAGACUGACAGCUGAAGAAUCGUUGCAGCAUCCUUACUUUCAAGAUGUUUUACCUUCUGAAAAAUCAGAUAAUCACGGUGACGUUAACGGACGUCAAUGA